Ostrinia furnacalis (Asian corn borer) is the source of this 861-nucleotide messenger RNA. RefSeq lists its product as uncharacterized. The transcript is spliced from 7 exons. Lineage: Eukaryota; Metazoa; Arthropoda; Insecta; Lepidoptera; Crambidae. The coding region runs from base 138 to 788 and encodes 216 amino acids. The record is from RefSeq and is a predicted model, not a curated record.
AAAUUUUAAAUCGGAAUUUUAAUUCUGUUACAAUCAACUACCUACUUAAACUUCUAUAGUGUAUUAAGACGUGUUUUUAACAUAGUUAAAAUUAACUUAUUUGAUUUUAUUUGUGAAAAAUUAACACAAAAAUAACAAUGAAAGUGUUCGUUACAUUGCUUGCUUUCUUCCUGACGAUCCUGACUGGUGCAAACGCUCAAAUAACUAAGAUCUUCGCUGAGAAAAAGAUUAAAGAAAUCAGCCAGAACCUCACAGACAGUGGAUAUGACCCUUUAGAAAUUAAGGGCUUUUCUUACAACUAUUCUUUACCCGUGACAGAUUUGUUGGUAGUUAACGCGACAGUCGGCGACAUCCGAGUGACGGGCAUCAGCAACAUCGAGCUGGACAAGUUCCGAUACAACACGCUGCUGUCCAGGAUCACCUACUCGGUCACCUUACCCCUCAUCACAGCCACUUUCAAUAAAACCGACGUAAGAUUCAAGUUAAUGAACAUGGACUUAACCGCAAAAUACAACGGAAGUGUUGCUAUAUCAGACAUCAAUGUAGCGGGCAAAGUUUCUGUCAACAUUGGGAUAUUGUCGGGCAUCACAGUUCGCGAUGUCGAAGCCACUCUUUCAAUAGGUAAAAUUACGUCUAACAUGACGGUCAUCUGGAUGGGCCAGGAUAUCUCCAGCAAAGUGAACAAGUUCUUGAACACAACACUGCCCAGCACGAUCAACGAUUACAACGAUGAUAUUAGUGAAGUUCUGGUGUACUACAUCACGGAAGCUGUGAAAGAUGCGUUAUGAAAAUACAAACGAAGAUAGAUCCAAUAAAGAUAUUGCAUUUCAAAGAUAAAAUAUUAAUUUAAUCAUAAGAAUA